AUGGAGUGCCAAUAUAUAACUUCUUGUAGAGUUCCUUUUACAAAAUUAGGAAUACUUAAAAGCUUACUAGCUCUGGAAAAGGAGUUGAAAGUGCCAACAUCGUUUGUAGUUGUUUCUCUAACCCAGAGAGAAGUGUUCUCAUCUAUGGUGAACUACAAGGUAUUUACAAAAAGGUUUUGGAAAAUGGCUUUGGUACUUUUCCCUACAUAUGUUCUUUCAUGUUCAAAAGAAUGCUAUACAUUUUAUAAUAAAGAAAAAGCCUUCUGUUUUUACUAUGAUUUGGCUAACAAACUACCGAAAGUUGCAAAAUUUAGUCCUUUUAAUAAAAGAAAGAUUCUUUUUGAAGUGGCAAAAUAUUAUAAUUCUUCGAAAAAACAAGGACACAUUUCAGUAAGACCAUAG
Molecule: messenger RNA, 402 nt
Organism: Dentiscutata erythropus
Lineage: Eukaryota; Fungi; Glomeromycota; Glomeromycetes; Diversisporales; Gigasporaceae
Source: the annotation of a GenBank genome assembly